AUGGAGGGCAUUGUCAAAGAGAUUGAUCAACUCUUUGAUCAAUUUAUUAAAUUUGACAUAUUUAUAGACAAUAGCUAUUUUGGUUUAAAAGUUUCUACCCCAGUUCCAGAAUCUUUAUUAAAGAAGAGAGCCACCGCCCAAAAGCGUACCAUUGACCGUGCUGCCAUCGUCAAGCGUCAAGUCCUCAGACGUAACAAGCUCAGAAACGCCUAUUUCAAGCGUGCUGAAAAGUACGUCAAGGAAUACCGUCAAAAGGAACAAGAAGAUGUCCGUCAAAAGCGUAUCGCCAAGAACAACAACACCUUCUACGUCCCAGAAGAAGCCAAGGUUGCCUUUGUCAUCCGUAUUCGUGGUGUCAACGGUGUUUCACCAAAGCCAAAGAAGAUCCUCAGAUUGUUCCGUCUCCUCCAAUUGAACAACGGUGUCUUCAUCAAGCUCAACAAGGCCACCAUCAACAUGCUCAAGUUGGUCGAGCCAUACGUCGCCUAUGGUUAUCCAAACCUCAAGUCUGUCAAGGAACUCGUCUACAAGCGUGGUUACGGAAAGGUCAACAACCGUCGUAUCCCAUUGACUCACAACAAGAUCAUCAAGGCCAAGUUAGGCAAGUUCAACAUGAUCUGUAUGGAAGAUCUUGUCCACGAAAUCUUCACCUGUGGUCCACACUUCAAGCAAGCCUCCAACUUCUUAUGGCCAUUCAAGCUUAACUGUCCACGUGGUGGUUUCAACCACAAGAAGAUUCACUUCCUUGAAGGUGGAGACGCAGGAAAUAGAGAAUCUUACAUUAAUAACCUCAUCCGUAAGAUGAACUAA
Molecule: messenger RNA, 810 nt
Organism: Cavenderia fasciculata
Lineage: Eukaryota; Evosea; Eumycetozoa; Acytosteliales; Cavenderiaceae
Gene: rpl7
Product: S60 ribosomal protein L7
Exons: 4
Coding region: 1-810 (269 amino acids)
Biological process (GO): maturation of LSU-rRNA from tricistronic rRNA transcript (SSU-rRNA, 5.8S rRNA, LSU-rRNA)
Cellular component (GO): cytosolic large ribosomal subunit
Molecular function (GO): structural constituent of ribosome; RNA binding
Source: RefSeq, a predicted model, not a curated record